AGAAACGACAAGACCACCUGUACGAACACCAAAAACGCAAAGAAAACAAACAAGACCACCCACAAGGACGGCAAAAAACCACGCAAUAUCAUUUCAAGAAUACCAAGAGAAGCACAUAAAGCCAUUCCACAAGAACACAGCUAGCGACAACACCAGCGACGACACAAUUACGACACCAACGAUGACACCAACUACAACACCAGAACGACACCAACUAGUGACAAUACACCAACAACGGCACUAA
Racocetra persica is the source of this 244-nucleotide messenger RNA. The record is from the annotation of a GenBank genome assembly. NCBI's taxonomy places the organism in Eukaryota, Fungi, Glomeromycota, Glomeromycetes, Diversisporales, Gigasporaceae.